UCUCAUUCUUUUGGUAAUACCUGUUCGGCAAACACCUCAUAUUUUGAGGUCAAAAUUAAAUUCAAUUAUUUUUUUCUAAUAUUGCACAAAACUAACUGAAAAUGGCGGUGCGACCCUUUGGCCCUGGACCCGGCGUCUACAUGCUGCCACCCACGGUCGGCUACGACAAGCAUGACAACCGGAAACAGCGGAUGCCGCAGUACUCCUUCGGCAUGCGCACUCGGGCACCGGGUGAUGAUCUGGGUCCUGGUCCCGGAGCCUACAAGGUCGACAAGUUAACGCGGUAUGGCCCCAGCAAGGGCCUGGAGUUUUCUAUGUCGCCCAGGACAAACACCAUCGACAAGCGAUGCAGUCCCGGUCCCGGAGCCCACGAUGUGCAUAAGAAACCAUUCUUCACGGGCGUCAAUGCCCCAUCCUAUUCGAUGGGUCUGCGAACGGACUUCUCCUUCAAAAAAGAGGGUCCAGGUCCCAAUGCCUACAAGUAUGAGGUGAAUGCUGUUCGUCCUGGAGUCCCGAGCUACAGCAUGGGCCUGCAAACCAAGAUAAUAAACAAGGCUAACUCGCCGGGUCCGGCUGCCUAUGGAGGCGGUGAUAUCAAUGUGAAACUGAACCGUGCACCGGUGUACUCGAUGCAGCCGCGAACCGCCAUUCCGGGGGAGAGCGUCGGACCCGGACCCAACUAUUACGAUCUUAUGUACUACCGACCUGGCAAGAGCGGACCGGGCUACUCCUUCGGUGUGCGCCACCACCAGUUCGCCCCGCCCAUGAUAGUUAGAUGUGACAAUAUGUAGAGUGCAAUAUUAGAAAAAAUGUUCUAAAUUUCAGUAAAUAAACAAUUGUUACAAAUAAUUUGGUAAA
Messenger RNA from Drosophila rhopaloa, 858 nucleotides. RefSeq names its product outer dense fiber protein 3. NCBI's taxonomy places the organism in Eukaryota, Metazoa, Arthropoda, Insecta, Diptera, Drosophilidae. The transcript has 4 exons. The record is from RefSeq and is a predicted model, not a curated record. The coding region runs from base 102 to 791 and encodes 229 amino acids.